Molecule: messenger RNA, 3496 nt
Organism: Alosa alosa (allis shad)
Lineage: Eukaryota; Metazoa; Chordata; Actinopteri; Clupeiformes; Clupeidae
Gene: zdhhc8b
Product: zinc finger DHHC-type palmitoyltransferase 8b
Exons: 11
Coding region: 335-2695 (786 amino acids)
Biological process (GO): protein palmitoylation
Molecular function (GO): palmitoyltransferase activity
Source: RefSeq, a predicted model, not a curated record
AGAAUAAACACCGGCCUGUCACAUUUGAUUUCGGCCCCCAGAGCGCGUGCAAUCAGGCCAUCAGCUGGUCUCAUGAGCGGAGCCGCAAGAGACGAGGAAGAUGAUAUCGCCAAGCUGCCACCCCCAAUAUUCCCUGAUGCUCAGCAUCCAUCCCACAAUGCAAGCCUGUGUGUGACCCUAAUCCUGAAGCUGAUUUCAGUCGAUUUCUGCUGAGGAGAAAGCCUACUCAGAAUAGAGCCUUACAUCCACGCACACAAAAGGCUCUACAUGGCUGAAUGGUGCUGGGAGGACUGUGGUUCUAUCUGCUGUCGCUUUGGCUUGUGAAUAUUAACGGAUGGAGAUUAUGCAAAUGGAAUUUUCCACUGCUUCACUGUUAUUCAUGUCCACCUGGUGCCCCUGGCUUACGAAGGCAAUCUCCCCAGCUGUGCCCCUGUACAAUGGCAUUGUUUUCCUCUUUGUUCUGGCCAACUUCAGCAUGGCUACCUUCAUGGACCCUGGCGUCUUUCCCAGAGCCAACGAAGAUGAGGACAAGGACGACGACUUCCGGGCGCCGCUCUACAAGAACGUGGAGAUCAAGGGCAUCCAGGUGCGAAUGAAGUGGUGCGCCACCUGCCACUUCUACCGGCCGCCACGCUGCUCUCACUGCAGCGUGUGUGACAACUGCGUGGAGGACUUUGACCACCACUGCCCCUGGGUGAACAACUGCAUUGGGCGGCGCAACUACCGUUACUUCUUCCUCUUCCUGCUGUCCCUGAGCACCCACAUGGUGGGCGUCUUCUCCUUCGGUCUGCUCUUCGUGCUCCACCAUCUGGAGCGGCUGGGCGCCCUGCACACCACUGUGACUCUGGUGGUCAUGUGCAUAUCAGGGCUGUUUUUCAUCCCCGUCGUCGGGCUCACUGGCUUCCAUAUGGUGCUUGUUGCCAGGGGUCGCACGACAAACGAGCAGGUGACUGGAAAGUUCCGCGGAGGAGUGAAUCCAUUCACCCGUGGUUGCUGUGGCAACGUGAAGUAUGUUUUGUGCAGUCCCCUGGCUCCCAGGUACAUGGUGGCUCCCAGGAAGAAGCCUGUCGUGCCUAUCCAGCCACCUUUCCUGCGGCCAGACCUUUCCGACAGACAACUCACCAUCAAGGUUAGCGACAAUGGAAUCCAUAGCAGCAUCCUCCGGACAAAAUCUAAAAUCAGUCUUGCUGACCUGGAUGACAAAGGCAUGGAGAUGCAGCCACCUCUUCCACCAAAAGCUGACCGCUAUAACCAUCUUAAGAACCAGCUGACAUCCAGUGAGGAGAGUUCCUUGUCCAGUAAUCCAGUGAACCCUUCUACCCCAGCCAUGUACAAGUACCGGCCCUCUUUUGGUACCAUGCCCAAAGUACACUACCAUGCAGCUGGAGAGAAGAUUGUAAUACCGGAUGAUUGUAACACAUCUGCCAUCUUGGAGGAGAGCGGGCGGAGCCAUGACUAUCGCUCAGAGCCCAACCUGGACCUCCCUGACUACAGCAGCACUCCGCUCCACCGCACUUUCCAGUCGUCGCCCCUGCAGCUGGACCAGUUCAGCAUCAACUCUCGCUCGCUCAGCCUCAAACAGCACCGGCACGCAGCCGACAAGGCUCGGGGCCUGGGGGCCGGUAGGGUUGAGGCGGUGGGGGCCGCUGCUGCAGUGGCGGGUACGCCUUACAAGGGCGUGUAUACACCGGGCACGCUGUCCAACCGCAACGGGAGCCUGUCGUACGACAGCCUGCUCAACCCCAGCUUCGCCUCUCCGCCGGCGUCGGCAGGGGAGUGCGUGGUCCACCCAGGCGUGCCUUCCAUGGGCUUCCACUCACCCUACCUGCCAACGAAAAUGUGCCACGUGCGGGGGCCCGAACUCCAGCGACACGCGCCUCCGCCCGUCACCGCCACCGUCACCGCCUCCUACAGCCCCGUGCGGAUAGGCGGCUUCAAGGGCCGGCGCUCGCCGCACCCGCAGCAGCCGCAGGAGCGCGACCCCUCGCCCGUGCGCUACGACAACCUCUCCAAAACCAUCAUGGCCUCCAUCCAGGAGCGCAAGGAGCUGGAGGAGCGGGAGAAACUCAUGCACCUGCACGGCCACCGCCAGCCGCCGUCGGCCAGCUACGCCAGCACUGCUGCCGACUCGGGCGUGUUCGACGCCUGCAGCUACGGGCUGCCGCCCAGCGCCUGCUACGCGGACGGGCCCCGGGGCCCCGGCUCGCAGGUGGGGCCCGCCAGCUACGGCGGCUCGCGGGAGAACCUAGUGGGGGGAGUCGGUGGAGGUGGGGGGGUGAUGGGCUACGGGGCACGGACCCCGAUACUGCGCUCGGCGGCCUCCUCUCUGGCGCGUGCCCCCAGGACUUCCUCCAGCUCGCUGCACACAGACGGCCGGACGGCCGAGCCGGCCUCCUACCGCUCGCCCGCUCACCAGCCGCACCACUCCCCCGCUCCCAUCCCCCGCUCCCCCUCCUACUCCCACCAGAAGGUCUCCUUCAUUAGCGCUCUGGAGAGGAGUGACUCGCCACGCAUGGGCUCCCCCAGAGAGGACAUGGCCCAGGUGAAAAUUAAUGGACAACCUAUGGGUCAAAUGAGAGACUGCCACCUAGGGACAACCUCCGGUACCCCGGGCACCCCUCUCAGCCCCGCCCGACACACCAGUGUGAAAAAGGUGUCGGGGGUGGGGGGCACCACCUACGAGAUAUCGGUUUGAGAAUGACGGUCUCUCUCCCAACUACCCAGCCCAACGCCACCCACAGGAGGUAGCACUGCCAAGGCAAACACCACCACCACUACGCGUGCUAGAAGAGACAUGGGUCGCGGCCUUUCCUUUUUUAACCUCAUCCGAACACUGUAUAUUGACCUAUCAGAGGCUGGCAAAACCGUUACCAAUAACAAAACGACUGCCAAAGUAGACAUCCUCUGACCUCUGUGGUUUGGCCCAGUGCAUGUGUAUGUGUGUGUGUGUAAGUGUGUGGGCACAAGUCUCAAUGGUGGAAAACGUCAAUAGCUGUGCUCCCUGGCUUAUGUUGUGGUCUUACAUGCCCUCAGCAAAAAAGAAAAAAAAAAAAAGAAAAAAGAAUAUGAUGAAGGCACUUCUGUGUUGUUGAGAAGUUGCUUAAGUAGCGCAUUAUACGCUUAACGCUGGGUGGGCAGAGAACAGCAACGAGGCUAGUUGUAGCCUCUUCUCUUUAAAGGCUAGUACUCUGUGUCUAUUUUCUCUGUCCAUUCUCAGGUAAUGUUAUAUUACCAUGAUGGAGAAAAAUAAGGUGCUCACAGUGCCCAUUUGAGUCCAUUUGUUUUCUUUUUUGUACAUCCCCCAUUCAAAUGUAUAUGGUAAUGUUAAAGACUUUAAAUGCAUUUCUUCUUGCUAACAUAUUUGUUGCUUCUGUUAUUUGUAUUAUUUCCAGUGUUCUAACCAAGUCCUUGAGAAUCUGUUAUGUUGAAGCAUUACCAGUACUCAUGUGCAUUUAAUGCAUAUCCAUAGUUUGUAAGCUAGUCUUUUGAAUGAUUU